Molecule: messenger RNA, 716 nt
Organism: Euleptes europaea (tarantolino)
Lineage: Eukaryota; Metazoa; Chordata; Lepidosauria; Squamata; Sphaerodactylidae
Gene: C6H11orf58
Product: chromosome 6 C11orf58 homolog
Exons: 5
Coding region: 18-554 (178 amino acids)
Source: RefSeq, a predicted model, not a curated record
CGGCCUCGCGCAGGGAGAUGAGCGCCGCCAAGGAGUCGCCGCCGGAGCCCGGCCGCGGAGUGAAGCGAGCGGCCUCCCCUGACCUUGGAUCUAGCAGCUGGGAGGCAGCUGACUUGGGUAAUGAAGAAAGAAAGCAAAAGUUCUUGAGACUUAUGGGUGCUGGGAAGAAAGAACAUACUGGCCGUCUUGUUAUUGGAGACCACAGAUCAACUUCUCAUUUCAGAACAGGGGAAGAAGACAAGAAAAUGAAUGAUGAGCUCGAGACUCAGUUCCAGCAGAGCAUGGAAGGCACCAUGUCAGGAAGGAACCGGCGGCAUUGUGGACUUGGCUUCAGUGAGCUGGAUGAAGAUAAAGAACAACAGGAGGAUUCAAGAGAUUCCCUGGAGCCUGAAAGCUCGGAGGACUCUGAAAGUGAAUCUGAAUCUGAGGAGGAGGAAGAUGCUGCAGAAGAGCAGCCAUCCGCUGAGAAGCACAGCAACACUGAGAAUCCCCAAACAAGGAAGGAUGCAAAAAGCAACUACAAAAUGAUGUUUGUUAAAUCCAGUGGUACAUAGCUACAGAUCCAAUCAGCCUUUAAGUACAGUAAGCCUUAUGGUUACAGUGCAAAGUGUUGGACUGCUUACGGCACAGACCUUUCUAUUAUGGUUUUAGUAAGUCCCUUUUAGAAAAAAGAGUAGACUUUGCUUUCCCACCGUCAUGAAAUAUUUUUAUCGGCA